Molecule: messenger RNA, 567 nt
Organism: Paraglomus occultum
Lineage: Eukaryota; Fungi; Glomeromycota; Glomeromycetes; Paraglomerales; Paraglomeraceae
Source: the annotation of a GenBank genome assembly
AUGGGCAUGUUGUCAAAAUUCAAUGGGAGUUGCGAAGCGUGGUUUGAUGAACAUACUAACAGAAAAUCACAAGUGAAUUUUUGGAAGGACGUUGAAUACAGGAUGACUGAUAUUAUGCGUGUGCUUACAGAGAAUCCUAUAAACAGCAAGAUGACUGAAUGGAUCACUAUGGCAGAAAAUUGGGUGAUGAGGGAAAGUUCAGUUACAUGUUUGUUUGCCUUUCAUGAAGCUCGUUCCCUGGCUGAUAAGAAAGUGCAACAACAGCAUUUGUUGACAGUUCAACUUGCUAAGGUUAAGACAAGCGAAACACGUCAAAUUAAUGCAUGCAAACGUCAAAUCGAAGCAGUGCUGAAAAGUUACCAAAUAGAUGAUGGCAAAACACGAAGUGACUUUAUCAAGAAGAUUAGAAUCGAUGGCAAUAAAGAUGACGUUUCUGAUGCUGAAAUCACGGCGUUCCGAGGUGCCGCUUGCAUUAUUCGGAUUGUCUUCGAACGUUUAGAACAGUCUAUGCCGGUCUCUGCGACUUUAUCUUCGACCACCACUAGGAAUCUCACAAGUAACUGUUGA